Chiloscyllium plagiosum (whitespotted bambooshark) is the source of this 7073-nucleotide messenger RNA. Its product is annotated as phospholipid-transporting ATPase IC. Gene Ontology annotation, molecular function: ATP binding; ATPase-coupled intramembrane lipid carrier activity; ATP hydrolysis activity. Gene Ontology annotation, biological process: Golgi organization; phospholipid translocation. Gene Ontology annotation, cellular component: trans-Golgi network; plasma membrane. The record is from RefSeq and is a predicted model, not a curated record. NCBI's taxonomy places the organism in Eukaryota, Metazoa, Chordata, Chondrichthyes, Orectolobiformes, Hemiscylliidae.
UUAGACUCGAGUGCGUCAUGUGAUGCAAUUUCCUCCCUGCAAACUAUUUUGAAAUAUUCGCUGAAGAGGAUUUGUACUUUAGUUCUAAAUGGAACACCUAGUCUCGCCCGGGUUCAGACAGAAAGACCGUGGAGAGAGACGAAGUAAUAAUUACCCUCCCAGUUAAACUUCAUCCUAUGCAGCCCCACGACAGUCUGAUUGCUCUUCUAAGUGCAAAAAAAACUGCUUGAAAGACAAACCCGUCCGAGCUACAUAGUGUGCACUGAGAGAACUUUGCGUUAAGUAGAUAGCUGGGGGAGUAAAGAUUGCUCAGCACCUGCAAUGGCGUUGAAUCUGUGUAGUUGGCUGAAGUGACUCCUAGGUUAACCCUGCUGAGGGUUCCAGCUAUUUUUAUUUUUUUGACAGGAAUUUCCAUAAUGACCACUUUUGAAUGUUCAAAUUCAAAUAAUUUUGAGACAUUUCAACUAAGGAAAGACCAAACCUGGGAAGUCAGAGCUAACAACAGGAGAUAUCACACCCAAGUCAAGGAACCUUUCUUCCUCUGCUUUAAGACAAGGAAAUAUGCUGGCAAUGAAAUUAAGACUUCAAAAUACAAUGUUGUUACCUUUCUACCUCGCAACCUGUUUGAACAGUUCCAGCGAGUUGCUAAUUUCUACUACUUGCUUAUUGUUAUUCUCCAGGCUGUACCUGCUAUUACUACUCUGCCUUGGUACACAACAAUGAUUCCACUCACCUUCGUUUUAGGAAUAACAGCCGUUAAAGAUCUCAUUGAUGAUAUUGCACGUCACAAGAGCGACAAAGAGAUCAACAACAGACCAUGCGAUGUUCUUGUUGAGAAAAGCUUCACAAUUGCAAAAUGGAAAGAACUCCAAGUAGGUGAUGUGGUUUGUCUGAAGAAGGAUGACUUUGUUCCAGCUGAUCUGUUCUUGCUGUCUAGUUCGGAGCCAAAUAGCCUGUGUUAUGUUGAAACAGCUGAAAUCGAUGGUGAGACCAACCUGAAAUACAGACAAGCAUUAAGUGUUACACAUGAUGAGGUGAACACCGUGGACCAACUAGCACGGUUUGAUGGUAGGAUUAUCUGUGAAAAGCCAAACUGUGACCUACACUCAUUUACAGGCACAUUAUUUUGGAAAGGACAAGAAUUCUCACUUGACAAUGAGCAAAUAUUACUCCGAGGUUGUAGAAUACGAAAUACAGAAAAGUGCUAUGGGGUGGUUUUAUUUGCAGGGGUGGAUACAAAAAUAAUGAAAAACAGCGGGAGAUAUAUCUUGAAGAAAACCAGAAUUGAGCGCCUCAUGAAUCGUGUGGUGUUUCUCGUCCUCUUGAUUCUCGCUGGUUUAUCGUUCUGCCUCGCAGCUGGAGGUGCUGCCUGGGAUGAGAAAUUUGGAAAGAAAGCUCCAUAUCUCGACAUUGAAUCCGAGAAUUUCAGUCCAGGAUAUCGAGGCUUUCUGUCUUUUUGGGGCUACGUUAUUAUUUUGAACUCGAUAUUGCCAAUGUCACUUUACGUUACUUUUGAACUCCUUCAUGUAGUCCAGAGCUUUUUUAUUAACUGGGAUAUAAAGAUGUACUGUGAUGAGAGAGACAGUCCCGCCAAAGCAAGAACAACUACCCUGAAUGAAGAACUUGGCCAAAUAAAGUACAUUUUUUCAGAUAAAACUGGAACUCUAACCCAAAACAUCAUGACCUUUAAGAAAUGCAGCAUCGGUGGACGGAUAUAUGGCAAUCAAUUUGAUGAUGUCAAAAAUGCAAAGGUAGUUGACUUUAGCUGGAACACAUUUGCUGAUGAGAAGCUGAAGUUUUAUGACUGCUCGCUGUUGGAACUGAUACGUUCAGGAGAUGACCCAGGAGUUCAUGAAUUCUUCAAAUUAUUGGCGGUUUGUCACACAGUAAUGGUGGAGGCCAAAGAUGGUCAGCUUACAUAUCAAGCUGCUUCCCCAGAUGAAGAGGCUCUGGUAACUGCAGCAAGAAACUUUGGCUAUGUGUUUCUGUCACGUACGCAGGACACAAUAACCAUUAGUGAGCUGGGAGUUCAGAGGACGUAUACAGUGCUGGCAAUGUUGGACUUCAACAGCUUCCGAAAGAGGAUGUCUGUUAUCUUGGAAGAUUCAGAGGGAAAGAUUAAACUGUACUCCAAAGGAGCAGAUGCGGUGAUAUAUGAAAGGCUUUGUCCAAACUGUCCCCACAAGGAGAGCACUCAAAUGGCACUUGAUUACUUUGCUGCGGAAACACUGCGGACAUUGUGUCUGGCAUACAAAGAAGUGGAAGAAAGCUACUUCAAAGACUGGAACCAAAGGCACCACAAAGCUAGCGUCAUUCUACAGAAUCGUGGAAGGUUGCUCGAUGAGUUGUAUGAAGAAAUUGAAAGAGAUCUGGUGCUAAUCGGAGCCACUGCUAUUGAGGAUAAAUUGCAAGAUGGAGUCCCUGAAACCAUUCAGAAUUUGAAGGAGGCAGAUAUUAAAAUUUGGGUACUGACCGGAGAUAAGAAAGAAACGGCAAUUAAUAUUGGAUAUUCCUGUAAGUUACUCUCGGACCGAAUGGUGCUUUUUGAUGGGCAUGAUAUCAGCAAAGCCUUGGAGAAGUUACAGAAGAGCAACUACAUGUACAAGGAUAACAACAUUGCAACAAUUUCUGGGGCCAUAAGCAACAGUGAGCAGCCUGACCUGCUCUCGUGUGACAACAAGGCUCUGAUUAUCACGGGAAGCUUCUUGAACAAGUUCACAAGACGCUUGAAGCAAUCGAAAAGGAAGAAGACAUCUUGCUGGAAGUUGAGAACUGUCAUUAACCCAAAAUCAAGAGAGGAAGUUGACUGUGAAGAGGAGGCUCAUGAGAGAGCAUUUGUGGAGCUGGCCUGUCUGUGCAAGUCUGUCAUCUGCUGUCGUGUCACUCCCAAGCAGAAAGCCAUGGUGGUACAGCUGGUCAAAAAGUACAAGAAUGCCAUCACGCUGGCCAUAGGAGAUGGAGCGAAUGAUGUUAACAUGCUGAAAACGGCGCAUAUUGGAGUUGGGAUCAGCGGACAGGAGGGCAUGCAAGCUGUUUUGUCCAGCGAUUACUCACUCGCUCAGUUCCGCUACCUUGAACGGCUGCUUCUGGUUCAUGGACGAUGGUCUUACUUAAGGAUCUGCAAGUUCCUGAGAUAUUUCCUAUACAAGACAUUUACGUUUUCCUUUGUCCAAAUCUGGUUUGCAUUCUUCAGUGGAUUUUCUGGUCUGUCUGUCUUUGAGAAGUGGUGCAUCUCUUUCUACAAAGUGGCAUACAGCUGGCUGCCUGUCCUCCUGUUGGGAGCACUGGAUCAGGAUAUAAGUGACAAACUAAUUACCAAGUGUCCAAAACUCUACAAGAUUGGACAAUGCAAUGAACUCUUCAAUUAUAGGAUCUUUUUAAUUACUCUAUUUCACGGUCUUCUCAGUUCAGUAGUUAUAUUUUUUAUACCAUAUGGAGCAUUCUUGGAUACUACAGGGAAAGAUGGCAUAGCAGUCUCAGAUUACCAGUCUUUAUCAACAACUAUUGGCACUGCUGUGGUAAUUUCUGUUAAUAUAGAGGUUAUGUUAGAGAUUUCAUAUUGGACAGUUCCCACUGUUUUGUCUAUCAUCAUCAGUCUUGCACUAUACUUUUGCAUCACCUUUCUAACCCAAAGCACCUUCUUGACUCAACUAGCACCAGAUAUGUUCCAGUUCCAUGGAGCAGCGUUAAAUAUUUUUAAACAGCCUUAUGUCUGGCUCACCAUCCUACUGACUAUUGCUGUAAAUUUUAUCCCUUCCAUUACAAUACGAUUAAUUUGGCGAGUCUUCCACUCCAAAACUGCAGGAAGAGCUACUUACGAAAAUCUAAACAAAAGUCAGCAAACAUCAAAUAACAAGGCCACUCACUUCAGAAGAGGUUCGACACAACGGCGCUCCGCCUAUGCCUUUUCACAGGACAAAGGCUACGCUGACCUCAUCACCUCAGGGGCAAGCAUCCGAAAGAAGAGACCUGCUUCAGGUACAAACACAAUAACAAACACCUUCUCCCAAAGUAUGCCUGAAGGAGAAACAGAUGUGGUGCAGGAAAGAUUCUGAAGUCAUGCAUUCACUAAGACGUUGGAAAACGUUCUGAUACUGUUUCGAGGACCAUUGUGGUAAAUAUUGAAAAGGCUAGGAUUCUGACUGACUGAAGACUGUGCUAGGCCACAAUAAGAGUCAGUUUAGUUGCUGCAACUUGAAUGAAACAGAGUGCCUUUCCUCCUGACCUGUUAGUGCCUAUAUAUAAUGUAUUGUUAUUUCCGUCUAUUUAAAUCUAGUUAUGUGAUUUUCUUUGACUGUUAAUUUUUAGAAUUUGUUCUGUGGUGCAAGGGAAUCUUUGAUUGGAUUUCUUAGUUUUGGUGUCUGAAAGCCAAAGCCCAUUCAGGUUUCCAAACUUAAAGAAAUUCAAUUUGUAUAACUAGACCACUACAAAGAAACAUUGUGAUUAUGCUUUCCUGUUGCCCUAGCAGUGAUCACACACAUGGUAAAUACUUGAUAUAUAACCUAAACUAAAGCAUCUAUGAUUAAGAGAGAAAUUUUAACUUAAUUCACUGGGUUAGGUGGGGUUCUGGCUUUUAUACCCAGUAUAACAUUGCACUUCACCAUCUUCAACAGGGAAUAAAAUUGGUGGGUAUAAAGCCAAUGGUUAAGUUAGAAAUACUUGUAAAUAUUUAGUUCUCAUUAAGGAUUAACCUUCACCAGAUCAUCAUAACUCAUAUAACAGAACAAACAUAAUGUUGUUAGACAACUAAAUGUCAGGUAUAGAUCUAUUCUUCACUAGCAGAGUAAUGUCCAAUAGAAAUCUCUGACUAAGCACACGUCACCAUGGUGACAACAAUUAAGCAAUAUGACAUUCAAUACAAAGACGUAUUGAAUAUUCAUUCAACUUAAAUCUACCAACUCACUGAGAAAUUCUGUCUUUCAGCAAAGUUUGGAAUUCUGAUGUUAAUUGAACAGACACAUCAGAUUUUAGUAUCCUAAGUUUUUGACCAGCUGCACUGAAUGUUAUUUGGACUUCAUCAGAGAGAUUGCUGGGAAUGUUAAUGUCCACAGCAAGACAUGCCAGGCCUGUCCAUGCUCUGGUUUGCCGCAUUCACUUGCUGGCCUGGAGCAGUUAUUUCGAUCGGUCGAGCUGAUCUCAAUGUCAACUCCCCUCUCUGUUUGAUAUUUUUGGUGUUUCCAUGGUGUUAUAGUUCCAUGGUUUCAUUUGACUCCAUUUUAGCAGGCAGCCAGUAACUGAGGAAGUAAAUGACACAUCCUAUGCUGUUCACACCUUUUCACAAACAAAGGUACAAACAUGUUCAAAUGCACAUGCAGUUACUGUGUGAACAUGAAUAUUGAGAUAUCAUGCUUAGUAACAGUGUAUGUUACCUACUUUUGUUAAUUAAACAUUUACUUUUUCCUAUCUGGAUUCUUGAUUCGCCACACAUGGCUAGUGACAAACAUUUUGGACAACAUUUCACUAAAAACAAAAAUAUUUAAUGAAUUGCUCCAAUGCCUAAACCAAAAAUGUUUAGAUAAAUGCUUUCUACUUAAUGUUCCAAGCAUUACCAGGCAAUCACUUCAUGUAAUGUCUUAAGUUUAAUCAGAUGUAAAUGUGUAUUAAGUUGCCAGAAAUCAGAGAUUCAUUCUCUCCCAGUGUCUCUCUAAUCAUUUGAUUGUUAAUAGUAUGCAUUUCAUUCAAAUUGACUCAAUAUUUGUAACAAAAAUUGAUGUUCAGGAUUGCUGUUUGCACAUGCAUGCCAGCUUUAUAUCCGAAGUUCAAGUAACCCAAAUUGGACCAUUUAUUGUCACUUCAAGACUUAAGUUCAUUUCAACACUAUUGGUAUGGUAUUCAUUUUAGUAGCAUGCCAUUCAUUUUGUCAAUUAUUAUUAUUAAAAUGAUCUCUUAAAAUUUCCAAAAUAUAGUAUUCCCUGAAGCAACCACAUAUUAAAUAAUGAGUCGAAGCUCAAACAUGGACUCUCGGUGAUUUAUAUGCCUCAAGCACCAUCCAUUAGAAAACUUCAAUAAUGGAUUUGCAUGAAUGUAAAUCCAAAUCAAUUUUUUUUAUUAUUAUUGAACCUAAGGUUAAAAAAAAACAAAAGCAUGAUAUGCCAUGGAUAGCUUUGUAAUGUUCCCAGCGCUUCAUUGUUCUGCAGCCUGGAUGAACUUUGUGUUCCAAAGAUAAUCAUAGAGCAUGCAGUCAGCCUUAAAUGGUGCUACCUUAUAGGUACUGUAAAUGAAAAUGAUCUCUCUCUCCCAUUUGAGUAGAGCAAGUAUAGGAAUGAACUCUUCCCUAAUUCCAAGAACCCAAGAGCCUCUCCAUAAUCUGGUCAUUAUAGGACUCAAUUAUUUGACCAAGUUAAACAUUCUUAUCCUCAAGUACAAAACAUUGGAUUUGUUUCAGAAUUCACCAAACUCAUAUCUGGUCACAAGCUGAACUUGUUUCUGAAAUCAAUUUGACCUUCAUCUCCAGCACCCCCCAUCCCUGACAUGGUCAGAGCUAGUAUCUGCAGAUAGGAGUAUGGGUUGGGAGAUGCUUUAUUAUUGACCUUUAUGUGGUAUAUUAUUUUAAAUGAAAAGAAAUCUGAACGCUCCAUAUUAUUUUUAAAUAAUGCCAUUAGAGUUCAUUACACAGAGACUAUAUUUACCUAUAAUGUAUUUUUGAUAUUUUUAUAUUCAAACUGUUUAUUCAUAAAAUGAUUUUACUGUAAAUGUGCAAUGAAUAAAUAGGCUACAGCAACUGUUAACAAAUCCAUAUGAGACAUAGAUUGAAAAUAUUUGGAUGAACCGUGUAUUUUAUCUGAAAGAAGAUAUUAUCACUGUGAAAAGUCCUUGACAAAUGUGCUGUUACAUUAGUAGAAAUUGUGAGCAGCACUGUUCUUAUGCAAACACUUGAUGCAAUUUUACCAAAUUUUUCUGUAAUGUAUUUCCUCACAAACGGCAAUCUGUUUAAGAACAGUGCUGACUGUAAUUUGCACUCUCAUAUCUAUGUAUAUGAAAACAAAUUGUAAUGAGACAUUACACUGUGAAAUUGCUCACUUCAUUUGGGUAAAUAGUGUUCUGUUAAAUAAAUGACUGAGAUUAUAAAACCA